Molecule: messenger RNA, 1684 nt
Organism: Malania oleifera
Lineage: Eukaryota; Viridiplantae; Streptophyta; Magnoliopsida; Santalales; Ximeniaceae
Product: outer envelope pore protein 37, chloroplastic
Exons: 6
Coding region: 354-1376 (340 amino acids)
Biological process (GO): monoatomic cation transport
Cellular component (GO): chloroplast outer membrane
Molecular function (GO): monoatomic ion channel activity
Source: RefSeq, a predicted model, not a curated record
AAGUUUAUUCAACUAGAAUUAAAAAUAACAAAAAAUGUAAAGGCUGAAUUACAGACUUAUAAUGCGAAGAUCGUCUGUACAUGUGCCACUUCAUCUCUUCCUUCUUUCUUCGUUCCCUUUAAGUCGACCGACCCCAUCAGUCACAAUUUAUUUAUGUUUUCGGUUUAAUUUUAGUUUUAAUUUUUAAAUUUCGAAUUGGAAGCGCACUUGAAUGAUUUGGGAGCCCCAACCUCAUUUCCGCUUAAAACCAACAGCACAAAUUCCAAAAUUUUUUGCUCCUCACCUUCCUCAUCUCCGUCUCUGUCUCUGUCUCUCUCUCUCUCUCUCUCAACUGGAGUUUGAGGGGGAGUAGAAUGGUGGACUCAGCACCAGAAAACCCUAUUUUCUUCGCGCCUCCUCCGCCGUCGCCCGGAGAUCCUCCGCUGCCACUUCAGCUUCAAUCAGCUCCACUUUCUCCUCCUGCUCCUCCAACUGCUGGGCUGUCGUUCCCCAGACCGGCGAUCAGAGUAACCUCUGAGUUUGACAGCGACAGCUCCGUCUUCUUCCACAAAAUCUCCUGCAAGCUCUUCGACAGCCUCGCCAAGCUCAAGCUCAAGCUUUCCUUUCAGAAUAACGAUAAAGGUGAGGUAUUUGAGCCCCAGGUGGCCCUCAUCUCUAAGCACCUCUCACUUCACUACGACCUCCAAGACCACAACGCUCUUAUCAAAGGCUCCUUUGAGGUCGCUGAUACCUUGCACUUCAAAGCCGCUCACGAUGUUAAGUUACAACAAGGAGAGGUGGCAAUGGUUGCAAACCUUGCAGAUCCUGCCUAUAAAUUUGAACUAUCAUCUGCUGUUCCAGCAAUUGGUUUGCCGAGAGCAACAUUUAGAUUUCCCCUUGGUGAAGUUUCAUUGGAGGAGAAAGAGGAGGAGGAGGAGGAAGUUAAGAGAAUGUUGUCCAUAAAUGGGAUUGUUAAAAGUCAAAUUAUGAAUGGCAUGUGCACUGCUCAAUACAAGGAUGAAAAUUUAAAUCUAAGAUACUCUUACAAGGACAGGGAAAUGUCAUUCAUCCCAAGCAUUUCUUUGCCUUCUAAUUCCUUAUCAUUUGCAUUCAAGCGUCAAUUCAGCCCUUCAGACAAGUUGAGUUACUGGUACAAUUUCGAGUCCAACUACUGGAGUACUGUGUACAAACACACAGUUGGCAAGGACUAUAAAUUAAAACUUGGCUAUGAUUCAGAGGUGCGGCUUGGCUGGGCAUCUCUCUGGGUUGGAGAUGAAGAGGGCAAAGCUAAGAUGGCCCCUAUGAAGAUGAAAGUUCAGAUUAUGCUCCAAGUACCACAAGACGACAUUAGUUCGUCAGUUUUCAUGUUCCGCGUGAAAAAACGGUGGGAUAUAUGAUGUUUUGGCACGGGACAAACUCCUCGCUUGCACACGUUAAAUGUGGUUCUAAACUCCAGCAGUGGUGUUGGGACUUCAUGCCUGUUGCAAUGAUGGUACUGCCACACAAACUAUACGGUUAUGGUUAAUAAAUCCUCCCCCUCGACAACUUUGUUCAGUCUCUCAACAUGAUAUUUGAUGAACAUCUAUCAAAAGCCCAUUUUGUCUACUGUUUAGGUUGUUUGCCUGUUAUUGUAAAGCUCUAAAAUGAAGUGUUUAAAUCAAACAUGCAAGAGUUCAACAGAAGGUUUCUACAUUGAUUGCCAGCU